AUGGAACCUGAUCCCAACAUCAUCGCCAUUUUCGGUCCACCUCCAGAUGGCCUCGACAUUUCAGAAAGUAGCGUCGUUCGCAACAAUGCCACUGUCAUAAUCCUGGCCGUCCUGGCGUCCGUCGCCGUGGUGCUGCGGCUGAUGGCGAGGUUUCUUCAAGGUCACAGUCUGAAGGCGGAUGAUUGGACGAUCCUUCUCUCACUGAUCCUCUACGCCUACACCUUCAUCUACGGCACAGCCUGCGCCGCCACCAAAAUCUCCAUCCUCCUCUUCUACCAACGCAUCUUCCUCCUCUCCACCGCCUCCUCCCAGUCCUUCAAAUUCUCCCUCGUCGCAGGGUACGUCCUCUCCGUCGCCUACCCCAUCAUCAUCUGGGCCACCAUGGCCAACGCGUGUCGCCCGCUCUCGUUCUACUGGAAUCAAUUUGUCGGCGAACAGGGGAAAUGCAUCAACAUCAACACAUUUUACCUCGCCCUCGCCAUCAUCAACAUGGUCAACGACGUCAUCGUCCUCUUGAUUCCCAUCCCGCAGAUUCUAAACCUGCAAAUGUCGGGUAGGAAAAAGGCUGCUGUUUGUAGCAUCAUGUUGCUCGGAAGUUUCGUCUGCGUAGCAAGCAUAGUCCGCAUAACCCAUCUCUCAACCUUCUCCCGCGCCCUCGACAUAACCUGGCAAAUGGGCCCCGUCUUCAUCUGGUCCGCCAUCGAACCCUCCAUCGCAAUCGUCUCCGCCUGCCUCCCGCACCUCGCACCCCUCCGCCGCCUCGUUCGUCACAAAAUCUCGUCUUCCCUGGGCCACUCCAGUGGCAAUGCCGGAGGUGGAGCGCCCUCAUCUAACAGCGCACCAUGGCGACUGAAAUCGAAGCAGAGCGCCGGCGGAGGAAAAAAUAGUAGCUCGCAAAAUGGUACGGGUGCCCUGUUCACGUACGGCGGGUCGAGGUUUAAUUUUGGCGGCGGAGCGGGCGACGGCAAUUUGGGCGGGGAGUCGGAUGACGAGAUUGGACUUACGAAUCGAAUCACGGCUGGAUCUGGCGGGGCCAAGAAUUUGUCUACCGAGUCCGGGUCCGAGGAGAACAUCAAUGGGGGGUCGAUUGUUGUUCAAUCGAGCUUCAUCCAGGAGAGUAUGAGGAAUCCGAGGUAG
Molecule: messenger RNA, 1137 nt
Organism: Colletotrichum scovillei
Lineage: Eukaryota; Fungi; Ascomycota; Sordariomycetes; Glomerellales; Glomerellaceae
Exons: 3
Coding region: 1-1137 (378 amino acids)
Source: RefSeq, a predicted model, not a curated record